Molecule: messenger RNA, 649 nt
Organism: Ilex paraguariensis (yerba mate)
Lineage: Eukaryota; Viridiplantae; Streptophyta; Magnoliopsida; Aquifoliales; Aquifoliaceae
Source: the annotation of a GenBank genome assembly
UGAUAGGCUCUUAGGAGAUCGGUUCACUUCGAUUCGUUUUAUGCCUUAAAUAACACUAUGCGUGUCCGACAGUUUGAUAUGUUUGAUACUUGCAAAAGUAUCUUGAAUAGUGGAGAAGCCUUUUUCACGACCGGAUACGUCCCGGAUACGUGGGGAUACUACGGGGUUCCAUUUAUUAUUUUACAAAAUUGAGGGGUUAAAACAAAAAUAGAAAAAGAAGAACCGACCUAUUGUUCUCGGCAGAGCAGUCUAUAUUCGCAAGAGAGAGAGAGUAGAGGACUCCACUAGAUCUACUUCGACAACCAAAAGCCUUCGAUUGAACUCGAAUCUCUCCACCAGAUCUGCUAUGCCACAAGGAGAAGAAGAAUAAGAUAUGUUGUAUUGUGAAUCCCUCUUUAGUUUUGGUGCUUGUUGUACUACGAUUAAACUCGAACAAACAUCCUUGCUGCUGCACGGUGUUGCUGCUUGGUGUUUGUUUGAGAAAGAGAGAGAGAAGAGGACUCCAGUAGUUGCGAGUUUAGAUGAAGAUUUUUUGAUCUUAUUAGUUGCGAGUUUAGAUGAAGAUUUUCUGAUCUUAUGUAAGUGGAUCAGAAGCAACAGUCCUUUGUUAGGGCUCUUUAACCAGGGGCUUGUUGAGAAAAGUACUUUU